This is a messenger RNA of Bombina bombina (fire-bellied toad), 11364 nucleotides long. RefSeq names its product TBC1 domain family member 9B (gene TBC1D9B). The transcript has 23 exons. The record is from RefSeq and is a predicted model, not a curated record. NCBI's taxonomy places the organism in Eukaryota, Metazoa, Chordata, Amphibia, Anura, Bombinatoridae. Gene Ontology annotation, molecular function: calcium ion binding. Bases 162 to 4010 code for a protein of 1282 amino acids.
UUCACAGCAAAGGCCUUCUUGGCCUGCGCUCUGUCCGGUACCGAUCAUAGAGCACUGUAUAGGGGAGCUGCGGGACUAAAUUAGUCUAAUCCCUGCUCCCAGCACAGACCGUAGCUGCUUAGGUAUAGCCGAGGUUUGCACCCGGUGUUCGGCAGCUCAGGAUGUGGCUGAACCCGGAGGAGGUGCUGUUGGCUAACGCGCUAUGGGUAACUGAGAGAGCGAACCCCUUCUUCAUCCUACAGCGGCGGAGGGGCCACGGCAAAGGGGGAGGCCUAACAGGCCUGCUUGUGGGCACUCUGGAUGUUGUACUGGACUCUAGUGCCCGAGUGGCCCCAUACCGAAUACUUCACCAGACCCAGGAAUCCCAAGUUUACUGGACAGUGGCUUGUGGAUCUUCUAGGAAGGAAAUAACAGCGCAUUGGGAGUGGCUAGAGAGUAACUUGCUGCAGACUCUCUCUAUCUUUGACAAUGAAGAAGACAUUACCACCUUUGUCAAAGGCAAAAUACAUGGCAUCAUUGCUGAGGAGAACAAGAACAUGGAACCCAAGGAUGAUGAAGACCCUGGAAAGUUCAAAGAGGCUGAGCUGAAAAUGCGUAAACAGUUUGGUAUGCCAGAAGUGGAGAAACUGGUCAACUAUUAUUCCUGCAGCUACUGGAAAGGGCGGGUGCCCAGGCAAGGUUGGCUCUACCUGACAGUCAACCAUCUCUGUUUCUACUCCUUCUUGCUAGGAAAGGAAGUGACCUUGGUUAUCCAGUGGCUGGAUGUAACUCAAUUAGAGAAGAAUGCCACGCUGCUUUUUCCUGAGUGCAUCAAGGUCAGCAAACGUGACAGCGAGUAUUACUUCUCUAUGUUCCUCAACAUCAAUGAAACCUUCAAGCUAAUGGAACAACUGGCUAACAUUGCCAUGCGUCAGCUUUUGGACAACGAGGGCUUCCUUGAGGAUAAGAACCUUCCCAAGUCCACACGCGCCCUCAAAAACAUUUCAGCACUAAAAAGAGACCUGGAUGCCCGAGCAAAGAAUGAGCGUUACAGAGCCACCUUCCGCCUCCCCAGAGAUGAGCGACUUGAUGGGCACACAGAUUGUACACUAUGGACACCAUUUGCCAAAAUGCACAUCCCUGGUCAGAUGUUUGUUUCCAAUAACUACAUUUGUUUUUCCAGUAAAGAAGAGGAAGUGUGUCAUCUCAUCAUACCCCUUCGUGAAGUCACUAUUGUGGAGAAAGCUGAUAGCUCCAGCGUUCUUCCCAGUCCUCUCUCCAUUAGCACCAAAGGCAAAAUGACUUUCCUGUUUGCAAAUUUGAAAGACAGAAACUUCCUGGUGCAGCGCAUCUCAGACUUCCUGCAGAGGACAUCAUCUCAGAGAAUUGGCGGAGACAGUAACGAAGAGUCACUGGGAAUAUUAAGGAAAGCAAGCACUGGGAACAGUAGAUAUGAGAUUGCCAGGCUGGCUAGCACCACUCCAACAGAUGUUGGCCCAAUUUUUUCCAUACCUCAGAAUUCUGGUAGCACUGAUGCCCCCACAGCUUCUCAAGGCCUCCUCAAGUUAUUCCAGAGAGAUUCUACAGGGGAUCAGGGUCCAAAAUGGGCCAAGGAGAAGAUGAAGGAGGAGUCUUGGAACAUUCACUUCUUUGAGUAUGGUCGUGGAAUGUGCAUGUACCGCACAUCAAAGACUCGAGAGCUGGUCCUAAAAGGGAUUCCUGAAAGUCUAAGAGGAGAGCUCUGGCUUCUGUUUUCUGGGGCAUCAAAUGAGAUGGUGACACACCCUGGCUAUUAUUCUGAUCUUGUGGAGAAGUCCAUUGGAAAAUGUAACCUGGCAACUGAUGAGAUAGAGAGGGAUCUUCAUCGUUCCAUGCCAGAACACCCUGCCUUCCAGAACGAGCUUGGUAUAGCGGCUCUACGCCGAGUGCUAACAGCCUAUGCAUUCCGCAAUCCCAACAUUGGUUACUGCCAGGCCAUGAACAUUGUUACAUCUGUACUGCUACUUUACUGUAAUGAGGAGGAAGCAUUUUGGCUUCUCGUUUCUCUGUGUGAGCGAAUGCUUCCAGAUUACUACAAUACAAGAGUAGUGGGAGCCCUGGUUGACCAGGGUGUGUUUGAGGAGCUGACUCGAGAGUUGCUGCCUCAACUGUCAGAAAAAAUGCAAGAGCUGGGAGUUAUCUCCACCAUUUCUCUCUCAUGGUUCCUCACCCUGUUCUUGAGCGUCAUGCCAUUUGAGAGUGCAGUGGUAGUGGUGGACUGUUUUUUUUAUGAGGGUAUUAAGCUGAUUCUACAGUUGUCUCUGGCUGUUCUAGAAGCCAACAUGGAGAGCUUGCUGAACUCCAGUGAUGAAGGUGAAGCCAUGACUAUCCUUGGGAGAUACCUUGACAAUGUGGUGAAUAAGCAGAGUGUGUCCCCUCCAAUUCCUCACUUACAUGCUUUACUCACAAGUGGAGAUGAGCCACCUCCUGAAGUUGAAAUAUUUGACCUUAUUAAGGCAUCCUACGAGAAGUUUGGCAGCCUGAGAGCUGAUGACCUUGAGCAGAGGAGGUUCAAGCAGAGGCUAAAAGUGAUCCAGUCUUUGGAGGAUACAGCCAAAAGGAGUGUGGUGAGAGCCAUCUCCACUGAUCUUGGUUUUUCCAUGGAAGAACUGGAGGAUCUCUAUGUGCUAUUUAAGACUCAGCAUUUGAUGAGCUGUUACUGGGGAGGAAACCGUACAUCCGGUAGUCAACAUGACCCCAGUCUGCCUUAUCUGGAGCAAUACCGCAUUGACUUAGAGCAGUUUCAGGAGUUGUUCAUUCAACUCACCCCGUGGUCCUGUGGUGAACAUGGCCCUAUCCUAGCAACACGUAUGUUCCGCCUGCUGGACAGCAAUAAAGACUCUUUAAUUAACUUCAAAGAAUUUGUUACUGCACUAGGUGGGAUGUACCAUGGAGACCUAACAGAGAAGCUGAAGUUCCUCUACAAGUUACAUUUGCCUCCAGCUCUGACAUCAGAAGAAACGGAAUCUGCUCUGGAAGCCGCAAGCUUUUUCACAGAUGAUCUUACUCCUGAAGUAUCUCCCUUUCUGUCCGAGUUGGAUCUUAUUCUUCAAUGUGAGCUUCCAGACUCAGAAGGUCAUGGAAAUGGAUCUGCAGCAGAGCAUGGAAGCUCCCAGGAAAAGAAAGACUCAGAAGGUCAUGGAAAUGGAUCUGCAGCAGAGCAUGGAAGCUCCCAGGAAAAGAAAGAAGAGAAGACAAAUAGUCCUCCUGAUUACAAAUAUUAUCUUCGUAUGUGGGCCAUCGAAAAGGAGCGCAAGAAAGAAACAAUCAAAGACUUGCCAAAGAUGAACCAGGAGCAGUUUAUUGAAUUGUGUAAGACAUUUUACAACAUGUUCAACGAGGAUCCAGUUGAGCAAGAACUGUAUCAUGCUAUUGCCACAGUUGCUAGCCUCUUGCUGCGUAUUGGAGAGGUGGGCAAAAAAUUUACUAACCCUCCCCUCAGAAAUUCUGAAGACAGAGAAGCAAGCAUGACCAGAGAACCUUCAAGUGAGGAAGAUGAGCAAAGCUCCAGCAUAGACAAAAAGCAGCAGAGAGCAGAACAGCAGGAACAAGCAACAGGUGGUAUUCCAGUUCCAUUCAACACUAAGACUGUACUCUCUCAAGAAAGGGUUGAUAAAUUGAGAGAGGAUAAUGGAGGAACAGAAGGAAACAGCCCUCCUACCCAGCCAACAUCAGAUGAUGAGACCAAAGAUGACACCUCAGUCUCUUCCUAUUCCAUGGUAAGCGCCAGCUCACUACAAUGUGAGGACAUUGCAGAUGACACUGUGUUGGUUGGAUGUGAAGCUGUCAACUCGGCUCCCAAGUAUGGUAGCACCAUUGACACAGAGUGGUCAAUCUCUUUUGAGCAGAUUCUAGCCUCCAUACUGACUGAGGCACCCUUGGUCAGCUACUUUGAGAAAAAAGUAGACAUAGUUCAGAAAAUCAAGCAGAAGAAAGUUGAAAGGCAAAUCAGCUCUUCCAGUGAGUAUGAACUUUCUUCUGUCUCUGGCUGAGAGGACUGUGUACCUCACUUGAAGAAUGGAAUUGGAGGCAUCAGGUUCAGUCCCACAAUGAAAAAAGUGAGCAAACUUUCAUGAGCAUUUUAUUCACUACCCACUGAGCUAAACAUUUUAUGCAUCCUCCACUAGUUGAUAAUAUAUGAUGGUAGCUUAAGAAAUACCUCGCUUACUGGAAUCGCCUUGCACUUCUGAAGAAUCUACAGAUAAUUGGAACAAUGUCCCACAAGAUUUUAAUUGGCGCUUUAUGCAUGAAUUCCCCUUGACUAUUUCAUUAAAGAGCAGUUUUUGUUCUAUGUACCCGCACCUUGUCCUUCAUCUCAAAGAGCACUUGUUUAACUUUGUUUUUUCUGAAUGUGCUCUAUUUUGUAUUAGGGGAAAUAGUAAUUCCUACUCAACACUUGUGUGCCACACUACAUUAUGAAAGAGUGACAAAUACCUGUGCUCCAUGUUUCUGGUAGCUUAUUAUCAUAUUUUGGCCUUUGUUAAGUAGCUUUGUGGUGCAGUUACAGUAGUGUGGCAGACUUCUGUGUCACAAGCUUCUAGCUAAUGUGCAAUAUCUUGGUAUACAAAUAGUAUCCCAGACCACUGUAUAAUACUCACCAAAUGUGUUUUAUGCAAUCGUAAUAUUGUAUGAUGUAAUCAAUGCCUUUUACACUCUGAAAUGAUUUAAACACUUGCUUUUCAUUUCUAUCUAUCUGCUGUUAGUUAAAAGAUCCAGAAGCCUAAUAAUAUACUUGUGUUUCAUAUCAUUUUUUUUCUUACAUGUUAGUGAUCUGUAUAGUGUUAAUGGACAGCCAUAUCAUAUGCUGCUCAGUUGAGUGUAAUAACUGUGAUUUUCAGACCACUUAAACCCCUUUAUUUCAGUGUCAUCUUCUUUCUUUUCAGUACAUUCCAGCUACAAUUUAACACUGAAAAUCAGAAUAAUUAAAAAUGUAUUUUUUUCCUUAUAGAUCAUUGUACUUUCACCAUCUUAUUUCCAUGGACCAAUCCUAUUUAUUUGAGAAACGAAUGCCAAAUAUGGCCGCAGGCAAUGGCACUUGACUCUUUUCAGCACCAGAUUUGUUUGUUUAAAAGUACAAAACACAAAUUGCAUUUUGACACACAUAAAUUUCCACAUGACAUUUGACAUAUAUUCAAUUGCAUGGACAGAGUUAAAUAUGAAAUAUGAUUUGGAUCAUAUAUUAAGUACUGUUUAAAAUAAUUAUAGUUGCUAGCUCCAGAUAUAAUAUCCUAUUUCCAGUUUUGAUUUUGUACAGUUUUAAAAUCAUUAUUUAAUAAUUUCUGUACACAAGUGCUUGUACUGUUUUGUAAACUACUGGUGAUUAAAAAUCCUUAACUGCUAUAUGUUACAUUUCUUCCCACUUCAACAGUGAAGUGAUUUCUUUCCUAAGACAUGGAGAAUACACAACGUCAUUCCAAUUACUAGAAGUAUAUUCACUCCUGGCCAGCAGGAGGAGACAAUGAGCACCCCAGCAGAGCUUUUUACUGUCACUUCCCUUACACCAUAACCCACAGUCAUUCUCUUUGCCUCUGUCAAUGGAGGAUGUGCGAAGUUGGUGUCUGAAGAUAUUUAAUCCUUUUUGGGGUACUUUUCCCUGCAAGCAAGGAUUGGGGUUUAGCUGUGUCCACGUCAAUCUCUUUAGUAAGAGUAGUGGUGGCUUUUAGCAGUUAGAAAGUGGUGAGGUUGUCCUUGCUUUGUUUCUAACAUUGUUGCUACCCUAGUUAUAGAAAGCCAGAGUUGGUUACUCGGUUCUCUCUUUUUCUACAGGUCUCUGAUAGGAGUAUGUGUCCUUUCACGCCUUGUGAGCUGUGUUCCUGCCUGACAUCUGGAUUUGCAGUUAAGUGCUUUUGUCUUCUAGGUUUUGGAGACUUGCACUUGGAAAGAUUAUUUCUGCAAUAUUUCUUUUGGGAUAUAAUUGAUCCUUUAUGUAGGAUUUACUUUGGGGCAGUGUGCAGGCACUUAUUGUAUGUGAGGAGACUAAGGGGUUAAUGUCUUCCCUGUUUUUGGGACGGUACCUCUGGGGCUGAAAGAUGUUUUUAUUUUAUUAACCUAACAUUCUCAGAUAUUGGAAAUAUAAUUUUAUUUGGGGAUUUCUGAUGUUUGGGACAACAUUUACAUCUCCGGUUUUCCGUGUUACGUUGAGGACUUAUAAGAGAAGCGCACUUUUAGACUGUUGCACAGUUUCUCUUUCUGACGGUCAUGUGACUUCCCGCUCUUCCACUUGAGAUACUGAGCAGAGCUGCGUCAUUCUUAUGUGAGCUUUCUUCUGUGACGGCUCGUUUGACCGAUCUGCAGGAGAGUUUUUUGCAUUUGGAUAACUUUUGAAGGUUCAGGUAGGACACCUCAGGCUGACGGAGGUGUAGAGGUGCAUAUUUUCUUUAUUUGGGUAUACUUCGCGUUUUUGCACUCAGAGAAAAUAAAUGUAUUCUUAAAGUGACAGUAGUCAUUUUCAAUUUAUUUUUCAUUCCUUAUAUUUUUGGGGAUUAAUUUAGCUAUAGACACUGAACAGGAGUCUGUUUCUCUUGAUAAAUGUUUAUUGUGUUUAGAGGCCCAAAUUGUUUUGCCUAUGCAAUUUUGUUCCUCAUGCUUAGCUUGGACCCUACAGUUUAAAGAUAAAUUACUGCCUUCUGAGCCUAUUGUCUCUCAGGAUAAUGCUGUUCAGGAUAUGCCACAGCUUUCUCCUCAAACGUCCCAAGCCUCAAUGACAACAUAUACAGUGCUCUGCGGUUCCUCUCAUCCUCCUGGAGGCGUGUAUUUGCCAAUAGAUUUUGCUGCACAGAUAUCUUAUGCAGUGUCUGCGGCUUUAUCUUCUUUUCCCAUUGCGGGUAAGCGCAAGAGGAAAUCAAAUCAAAUUAAAUCUAAACUUCAGAUUUAAGCUUGAACACCUUCGUUUACUUCUAAAGGAGAGGUACUGGCUACUUUGGAUGACUCCGACCCUUCUGUCGCUGUUACCCCUAAAAAAAUCUAGUAAGCUUAAUAAAUACUAUGAUGUUUCUUCCUCUGUGGAAGUAUUUCCUGUUCCAGACCGUGUGUCGGAGAUCAUAUCACAGGAAUGGGACAAACCAGGGAUUCCCUUUUCCCCGUCUCCCAUUUUUAAAAAGAUGUUUCCUGUUGCUGACUCCACUCGGGACCCAUGGCGCACUGUGCCUAAGGUGGAAGGCGCUAUUUCUGCUCUGGCCAAAAGAACGAAGAUUUCUAUAGAGGAUAGCUGUUCUUUUAAGGAUCCCAUGGAUAAAAAGCUUGAGGCUUAUUUAAAGAAGAUGUAUGUUCAUCAGUGAUUACAAUGGCAACCUGCUGCUAGUAUUGCUAUGGUUGCCAGCACAGCAUCUUAUUGGUGUGAUGCUUUGAGUUGAUUUUAGAGGAAAUCCAAGAUAGGAUCAAGGCUCUUAAACUGGCCAAUUCCUUUAUUUCUGAUACCAACAUGCAAGUCAUUAGACUGGGAGCCAAGAUGUUUAGCUUUGUGCUUCUAGCUCGCAGAGCCCUAUGGCUAAAAUCUUGGUCAGCUAAUGUUACUUUCAAGUCCAAGCUCCUGUCUUUACCUUAUAAGGGUAAGACCCUUUUUGGUCCUGGUCUGUCGGAGAUAAUUUCUGAGAUUACAGGUAGUAAAGCCUUUUCUACCUCAGGACAAGAAGAAUAGACCUAUGGGUCCCAAAGCUCUAAUUUUCGUUUGUUUCGUAACUUCAAAGGGCAAAAGUCCCCCUAUUCCUUCUCAAAGCAGGAGCAGUCCAAGUCCUUGGAAUAAGGGGAAGCAAGCAAAGAAGCCUUAAUCUGAGGCUAAAUCAGCAUGAAGUGUCCGCCCCCGGUCCGGUAUUGGAUCAAGUGGGGGGCAGACUUUCCUUUUUUCAUCAAGAUUGGAUACGCAAUGUCCCAGAUCCUUGGGCUGUGGACAUAGUAUCUCAAGGUCACAAAAUAGGAUUCAAGACUUGUACUCCCAGGGGCAGAUUCAUCCUCUCAAGACUAUCUGCAGACCAGAUAAAAAGAGAGGCCUUCUUAAGUUGCGUUCAGGACCUUUCCUCCCUAGAAGUGAUUGUUCCAGUUCCUGUAAGGGAACAGAGUCAAGGAUUCUAUUCAAAUCUAUUUGUGGUUCCCAAAAAAAAAGGAACCUUUCGACCCAUUUUAGAUCUAAAAUGUUUCAACAAAUUUCUCAGGGUGCCGUCCUUCAAGAUGGAAACCAUUCAUUCCAUUCUUCCUUUGGUACAAGAGGUUCAGUUCAUGAUGACCAUAGACCUGAAGGAAGCGUAUCUUUGUUCCCUUUCACAGGGAUCAUCACCAGUUCCUGAGAUAUGCUUUUCUAGACAAGCACUUUCAAUUUGUUGCUCUUCCGUUUGGCCUUGCCACAGCUCCCAUAAUGUUCACAAAGGAUAUGGGGGCUAUUUUGGCAGUCGUCAGGUCUCAGGGAAUUGUGGUGGCACCUUACCUAGACAACAUCUUGGUUAAAGCAUCAUCUUUUCAACUAGCAAACUCAUACAGAGAUCUUGUUGUCUUGUCUACGUUCCCACGGAUGGAAAGUGAAUCUGGAGAAGAGUUCCCUUGUUCCAGCUACAAGGGUGUGUUUCUUAGGGACCAUCAUAGAUUCCCUAUCCAUGAAGAUUUUUCUGACGGAUGUCAGAAAAUCCAAGCUUCUCACUUCAUGUCUCUCUCUCCAGUCUACUGUUCAUCCAUCAGUGGCUCAAUGCAUGGAGGUAAUUGGUCUGUUGGUUGCUUCCAUGAACAUCAUUCCUUUUGCUUGAUUCCAUCUGAGAUCUCUGCAGCUAUACAUGCUCAGUCAAUGGAACGGAGACCAUUCAGAUCUAUCUCAGAGGAUAGAUCUGGAUCCUCUAACAAGAGACUCUCUCUUGUGGUGGAUUUCUCAGGAUCAUCUGUCUCAGGGCACAUGCUUCCGGAGACCCUUCUGGGUGAUUGUGACCACGGACGCCAGCCUGCUAGGCUGGGGAGCAGUCUGGGGCUCAUUAAAAGCUCAGGGACUGUGGACUCAGGAGGAGCCCUCUCUCCCCAUGAACAUCUUAGGAGUUGAGAGCAAUCUUCAAUGCCUUGAUAGCUUAUCCUCAGUUGUCUUUAGCCCGGUUGAUCAGAUUCCAGUCGAACAACAUCAACUCAGUGGCUUACAUCAACCACCAGGGAGGAACUCUGAGUUCCUUGGCCAUGAAAGAGGUGAUUCGCAUUAUUCAGUGGGUGGAAGCUCACGAUUGUCUCCUAUCUGCCAUCCACAUUCCAGGAGUGGACAACUGGGAGACGGAUUUUCUGAGCAGAAAGACCUUUCAUCCCGGGGAGUGGGCUCUCCAUCCGGAGGUGUUCACCAGGAUAAUCCUCAGGUGGGGGGUGCCGGAGUUGGAUCUGAUGGCGUCUCGUCAGAACGCCAAGCUUCCAAGGUACGGAUCAAGGUCACAAGAUCCUCAGGCUGCCCUGAUAGAUGCUCUGGUGGUUCCUUGGGAUUUCGGUCUAGCAUACCUGUUUCCUCCUCUUGCUCUCCUUCCACGAGUCAUUGCUUGUAUCAAACAGGAGAGCGUCUGUAAUUCUAAUAGCUUCUGCAUGGCCUCGCAGGAUCUGGUUUGCGGAUCUGGUGAAGAUGCUAACUCUUCCACUUUGGAGGUUACCUCUGAGGAAGGACCUUCUAACUCAGUGUCCUUUUUUUCAUCCAAAUCUAGUUUCUCUGAAGCUGACUGCUUGGAUAUUGAACGCUUAGUGUGGGUUUUCUGAGUCGGUCAUUGAUACCAUGCUUCAGGCUCGCAAACCAGUUACUCGUACAAUUUACCAUAAGGUGUGGCGCAAAUACCUAUAUUGGUGUGAAUCGAAAGGCAUCUCUUGGAGUAGGGUCAGGAUUCCUAGAAUUUUGUCUUUUCUCCAGGAAGGUCUGGAGAAGGGUUUGUCAGUCAGUUCUCUGAAGGGUCAGAUUUCUGCACUGUCUAUGCUUUUACAUAAACGUCUGGCGGAUGUGCCAGAUGUUCAACCUUUUUGUUAGGCCCUGGCCAGAAUCAGGCCUGUGUUUAAACCUGUUGCUCCUCCUUGGAGCUUUAACCUUGUUCUUAAAGUUUUGCAGCUGGCUCCGUUUGAGCCAUUGCAUUUUGUAGAUAUUAAGUUGUUAUCUUGGAAGGUUUUGUUCCUUAUUGCUAUUUCCUCUGCUCGCAGAGUUUCUGAACUCUCUGCUCUACAGUGUGAUUCUCCUUAGGUUAUUUUUCAUGCAGAUAAGGCAGUCCUUCGUACUAAAUUGGUGUUUCUCCCUAAGGUGGUUUCGGUUUGAAACAUUAAUCAGGAAAAAAAAAAAAAAUUCUUUUUGAACUAAUCCUUCUUCUCAUAAGGAACGUCUUUUGCAUAACUUGGAUGUUGUGCAUGCUCUAAAAUUUUACCUACAGGCUACUAAAGAUUUUCGUCAGUCUUCUGCCCUGUUUGUUUGUUUCUCAGGAAAGCAUAAGGGUCAGAAGGCCACUUCUACGUCUCUCUUUCUCUGGUUGAGAAGUAUGAUUUGUUUUGCUUAUAAGACUGCUGGUUAGCAGCCUCCUGAGAGAAUUACGGCUCAUUCCACUAGGGCUGUCUUUUCUUUUUGGGCUUUCAAAAAUUAAGCUUCUGUGGAACAGAUUUGCAAGUUGGCAACAUGGUCCUCUCUGCUACUUCAUUCUACAAAUUUGAUACUUUUGCCUCGGCUGAGGCCACUUUUGGGGGAAAGGUUCUUCAAGUGGUGGUGCCUUCUGUUUAGGUCUGCCUGUCUUGUUCUCCCUCCCUGUCCUCUAGCUUGGGUAUUGGUUCCCACUAGUAAUUGGAAUGACGUUGUGGACUCUCCAUGUUUUAGGAAAGAAAACAAAAUGAAUGCUUACCUGAUAAAUGUCUUUCUUUCCGGACAUGAAGCUUCCACGCCCCACCCUUAUAUAAGACAGUAUUUAUUUUUUGUUAAAGCUCAGGCACCUCUACACCUUUGUGUUAUCUUUUAUUUCCAUUUCCCUUUGGCGAAUGACUUGGGGUUAUGGGUAAGGGAAGUGACACUUAACAGCUCCGCUGGGGUGCUCUUUGCCUCCUCCUGCUGGCCAGGAGUGAAUAUCCCACUAGUAAUUGGAAUGACGUUGUGGACUCUCCAUGUCUGAAAAGAAAGAAAUUUAUCAGGUAGCAUUAAAUUUUGUUUUUGCACGUCUCUUUAUAACUAAUUACAUAAAGGAAGCUAAUACAGUUAAUGUCAUUUGACUUUCCUCUCUAUACACAAUAGUACUGUAUAUCAGUGCCCUUCUGUGUCUAUAUUCUCAUGGCUCCAGUGACCUUUGCAGAUCUUACCCAUAAUUUAUUCAUUUUUUUAAUUAUAAAAGUACAGUCUGUUUUUAACCAUUUAUGAUUGUUCAUAUAUUAAACAUAAAUUACAAUUAA